GCGGCCGGUUGCGAGCGCCCCGGGGUCUUGUGCAGCUCUGCAGGCUCCGUUCUUGGGAUCUGGAUCCUGCUGCGGCCGCCGUUGGUUCCGGGGGCCAGGCUGAGCUGUGCACGGCGGGCUUGGCCGGUCGAAGGAGCGCCCGGGCUGUUGAGCUCCCCCGCCUUUUCCCACCGGCCGAUUACCUGGACUAGCAAAGGAAGACGGAACAGACCAGAGCGGGGCAGGUUGUGCCUUCGGUUGCGAAGAGGGGACAGGGACGGCUUGUGCCGCUCCUCCUGAGUGUGCUUCGCCUAGGCUGUGGGCGCAAAGCGGAGACCCGUCCGGGAGUUUGAAAGAGAUGUCUUCCGCAGCAUCCCCUUUCCCCCGGCGGUGCUGAGCUUGCUGUGGGGCUCCCGCGCCGGUUCCGGAUCGGAUUCGAGUUAUUUUUCUUUUUUAAUUCGGUUCUCCCCAUUUCUGUCCGAAGAGGCAACGAUCAUGCUGGGCGCAGAGAGCGAGAGUCCGGGGCGCCUCUGGUGGCUUUGGGGUCUAUGGAGCGUCGCGCUUUGGCUGCCCAGUGCGGAAGCGUGUCCCAGCAAAUGUACCUGCGCUGGAUCCAAUGUGGAUUGCCACGGAUUGGGACUUAAAACGGUGCCCCGAGGCAUUCCCAGGAAUGCGGAGAGACUUGACUUAGACAGAAACAAUAUUACAAGGAUUACAAAGGUGGACUUUGCUGGGCUUAAGAAUCUUCGUGUUCUGCAUUUGGAAGAGAAUCUAAUUAGCGUGAUAGAACGUGGAGCAUUUCAAGAUCUAAAGCAACUAGAAAGACUACGGCUGAACAGAAAUAAACUGCAAGUUCUUCCAGAACUGCUUUUUCAGAACACACUGAGGCUAACCAGACUGGACUUAAGUGAAAACCAGAUUCAAGGCAUCCCCAGGAAGGCUUUUCGAGGAAUUACCGAUGUAAAGAAUUUGCAACUGGACAACAAUCAGAUCAGCUGCAUUGAAGAUGGAGCUUUCCGAGCCCUGCGUGACUUGGAGAUUCUUACCCUCAAUAACAACAACAUCUCACGCAUCCCUCUCACCAGCUUCAACCAUAUGCCAAAGAUCAGGACCCUGCGGCUUCAUUCCAAUUAUUUAUACUGUGAUUGUCACCUGGCGUGGCUUUCAGAUUGGUUGCGUCAGAGGCGAUCGGUUGGGCAAUUCACUUUCUGCAUGGCACCGGUUCACCUGAGAGGGUUCAAUGUCGCUGAUGUUCAGAAAAAAGAAUAUGUCUGUGCAGGUUCACAUGGUGAACCACCAUCCUGCAAUGCCAAUUCCAUCAGUUGCCCAUCUGCUUGCACUUGUAGUAAUAAUAUUGUGGACUGUCGGGGAAAGGGCUUAACUGAACUUCCAGCCAACCUACCAGAUAAUAUUGUGGAAAUCCGUUUAGAGCAGAACUCCAUCAAAGCCAUUCCUCCUGGAGCCUUCUCUCAAUAUAAGAAACUUAAAAGAAUUGAUAUCAGCAAGAAUCAGAUAUCAGAUAUUGCACCAGAUGCUUUUCAUGGAUUGAAAUCACUCACCUCUCUAGUGCUCUAUGGAAAUAAGAUCACAGAGAUUCCCAAGGGCCUUUUUGAUGGGCUUGUAUCUCUGCAGUUACUGCUUCUCAAUGCAAAUAAGAUCAACUGCCUGAGAGUAAACACAUUUCAAGAUCUGCAUAAUCUUAAUUUGUUAUCUCUCUACGAUAAUAAACUGCAGACUAUCAGCAAAGGACUUUUUGUUCCUCUCCAGUCAAUUCAAACUUUGCAUUUAGCUCAAAAUCCAUUUGUGUGCGACUGCCAUUUGAAGUGGCUGGCUGAUUACCUGCAGGAUAAUCCAAUAGAAACCAGCGGAGCUCGAUGCAGCAGUCCACGUCGUCUUGCCAACAAACGAAUCAGCCAGAUCAAGAGCAAGAAGUUCCGUUGCUCAGGUUCAGAGGACUACAGGAGUAGAUUCAGUGGGGAGUGUUUUAUGGAUCUCAUCUGUCCUGAGAAAUGCCGCUGUGAGGGAACAUUUGUGGACUGUUCCAACCAAAAGCUUACUCGGCUCCCAAGCCACCUCCCAGAAUAUACCACAGAUCUUCGUCUACACGAUAAUGAUAUUUCAAUUCUGGAAGCUACUGGAAUAUUCAAGAAGCUCCCUAGUCUACGAAAAAUAAAUUUAAGUAAUAACAAGAUCAAAGAGAUCCGUGAAGGCACUUUUGAUGGGGCAGCGGGAGUGCAGGAACUGAUGUUGACAGGGAAUCAGCUGGAAUCUGUGCACGGACGAAUGUUUAGAGGUCUCACAGGGCUCAAGACGCUGAUGCUCAGAAGCAACAUGAUCAGUUGUGUAAACAAUGACACAUUUACGGGACUGAGCUCAGUAAGGUUACUCUCUCUGUAUGACAAUCGCAUUACUACAAUAACCCCAGGAGCCUUCAAUACACUUGUUUCUUUAUCUACAAUUAAUUUGCUAUCUAAUCCAUUUAACUGUAAUUGCCACUUGGCAUGGUUGGGGAAAUGGUUAAGGAAGAGAAGGAUUGUCAGUGGAAAUCCACGUUGCCAGAAACCCUUCUUCUUAAAGGAGAUUCCAAUUCAAGAUGUCGCUACCCAGGAUUUCACAUGUGAUGGCAACACUGAAAACAGCUGUCAUUUCUCUCCCCGUUGUCCAGACCAAUGCACCUGUGUGGACUCUGUAGUUCGCUGCAGUAAUAAAGGGUUGCGGUUCCUCCCAAAAGGUGUCCCCAAAGAUGUGACUGAACUAUACCUGGAAGGAAACCAUUUAUCUGCUGUGCCAAAGGAACUUUCUGUGUUCCGACACUUAACAUUAAUUGACUUGAGCAACAACAGCAUCAGCAUGUUGGCCAAUUACACCUUCAGUAAUAUGACACAGCUAUCAACACUGAUCCUAAGCUACAAUAGGCUACGGUGUAUUCCAGUUCAUGCAUUUAAUGGCCUUAAAUCUCUCCGAGUGUUGACUCUUCAUGGCAAUGAUAUAUCCAAUGUCCCUGAAGGGUCUUUUAAUGAUCUUGUAUCACUUUCCCAUCUGGCACUUGGUACAAAUCCUUUACACUGUGACUGCAACCUGCGCUGGCUUUCUGAGUGGGUAAAAGCAGGCUAUAAAGAGCCAGGCAUUGCACGGUGUAGUACUCCAGAUGACAUGACAGAUAGGCUUCUGCUAACAACACCAACUCAGCACUUCCAAUGCAAAGGAGUUGUCGACCUAAGUAUUGUGUCCAAAUGUAACCCUUGCCUAUCCAGUCCCUGUAAAAAUAAUGGGACUUGCAACAAUGAUCCAGUGGAUUUUUACCGAUGUACUUGCCCAUUUGGCUACAAGGGUCGAGAUUGCAGCACACCUAUUAAUGCUUGUAUUCAGAAUCCAUGCCAGAAUGGGGGAACUUGCCAUCUCACUGACACAAAUCAAGAUGGAUUCAGUUGUUCCUGCUCUAUUGGAUUUGAAGGGAAGAAAUGUGAACUGAAUCCAGAUGACUGUGAAGAUAACGAUUGUGAGAACAACUCAACUUGUAUGGAUGGGAUAAACAAUUAUGCCUGCCUUUGCCUUCCCAACUAUACAGGAGAACUCUGUGAUGAAGUAAUCAAUCAUUGUGUGCCUGAACUAAACCCUUGCAAACAUGAAUCCAAAUGUAUUUCUCUUGAGAGAGGAUACAGGUGUGAAUGCUUACCAGGCUACAGUGGAAAGCUCUGUGAAACAGAUGAUGAUGACUGUGUGGGACACAAAUGUCGCCAUGGUGCAAUGUGUGUAGAUGCCGUAAAUGGAUACACCUGCAUUUGUCCUCAAGGAUUUAGUGGACUCUUCUGUGAAAAUCCACCACCCAUGGUUCUCCUCCAGACCAGUCCUUGUGAUUAUUAUGAAUGCCAAAAUGGAGCACAGUGUAUUGUCGUGCAGCAGGAACCAGUCUGUCGUUGCCUGGCAGGUUUUGCUGGCCAGAAGUGUGAGAAACUCAUUACUGUCAAUUUUGUUGGGAAGGAUUCCUACGUUGAGCUUCCACCAGCCAAAAUCCGCCCUCAAACGAACAUCUCACUUCAAGUAGCAACUGAUAAAGACAAUGGCAUCUUAUUAUACAAAGGGGACAAUGAUCCCCUGGCUUUAGAACUUUAUCAAGGUCAUGUGAGACUUAUCUAUGACACACUGAAUGCUCCACCCACAACUAUAUACAGUGUGGAGACAGUGAAUGAUGGACAGUUUCACAGUGUGGAACUGGUAAUGUUGAACCAGACCUUGAACUUAGUAGUAGAUAAAGGCACUCCCAAAAGCCUUGGCAAACUGCAGAAACAGCCCGUGGUUGGUCAAGACACUCCACUUUACAUUGGAGGAAUUCCCACAUCUACAGGGCUGUCUUCAUUGCGGCAGGGUACAGAGAGGACACCAAGUGGCUUUCAUGGGUGCAUUCAUGAUGUCCGAAUUAAUAACGAGCUCCAGGAUUUCAAGGAACUACCACAUCAGUCAGUAGGAGUCCUUCCUGGUUGCAAAUCCUGCAACAUCUGUAAGCAUGGAAUUUGCCGUUCUCUUGAAAAGACAAGUGUGGUCUGUGAGUGCCAUCCAGGCUGGACAGGUUCACUAUGUGAUCAAGAAGUUAAAGAUCCCUGCCUUGAUAACAAAUGCCUUCAUGGAAAAUGCAUUGCCACAAACUCUGCUUACACAUGUAAGUGUGUAGAAGGUUACACAGGUAUGCACUGUGAUAGAAAGAAUGAUUCCUCCAACUCCUGCAGACUUCUAAGAUGUAACCAUGGGCAGUGUAAGAUCUCUGCACAAGGGGAACCCUACUGCGAAUGUGAUCCAAGCUACAGUGGAGAGCGUUGUGAUAGAGAAAAUGUGUGUCAAGGAGAGAUUAUUCGUGAAUUCAUUCGGAAGCAACAAGGCCCCACCUCUUGCGUCUCCAUGGUGAAGGUACCUCGCGUGGAAUGUCAUGGCACUUGUGGAAACAAUCAGUGCUGUGUCGUCCUCCGCAGCAAAAGGCGGAAAUACGGCUUCCAGUGUGUGGAUGGCUCCUCCUUUACAGAAGAGCUCGAGAGACACGUGGAGUGUGGCUGUGCAAAGUGUUUAUAAGCAUAUGAUCGGCCUCUUUGCCCUUUGCAUCAAAUCCGCUUUCAAAAACAGGACCUAUUUACUUUUAAGUGAAGAAGAGAAUAUUAAGUAUAUUGUAAAAUAAGCAAAAAAAAGUUAUUUUUAUUAUGAAAAGUGACUAUUUUCAUCUUUUAUUAUAUAAAAUCUGACCAUUCUGGGUAUAUGUAUCAUAUAUGAGUUAUUUUUACUAUGGAUUUUUUUUUACAGUUGGUAAAAAAAAAUGGAAAAAAUAUUCCAAAUCUAAACACAGGGAUUAAAAAAAGAAUAUAGUUGAUAAGCUUUGCACAGUGGCCAGAUGUGAAAGGAAUUCAAACUGUUUGCCACAGAAUUGAUGAAACAGGUGUUGAAAUGGUCUGGAGAGAUACCUAACACGAGCUAUAGCAUUUUAUCAUCAUUUUUGUCCACGAAUGCUCAGUUAAUAUCCCUCUCUUUUGAAAAUGAAAGUGCUAGUUAUAUUUGUUACUGUUGUGAUUUCUUGACACCAUUGCCAGGCACGUGCACACGCACGCCCACACACACACACACACACACUGUGACAGCAGUGCCGUAGCUUGGACCUUAUGCACAGAUGUUGUUAUGCACACAUUAAUGCAAUGGUAAUAGUAAUGUAUUUUGUCUUCUGUAUAUGAUUGAUUCUCACAAUUAUAUUUAUCAUAUGUUGGGGAUCUAGCACAGUCACUCAUACAUGGUAAAUUGGGGAAAUGUAUUCUUUAUUAUUUUUUUAGAGUAACAAACUGAAAGAAAGUUUUAUGCAACUCAUAAUGAAUAACUUAUGAGGGACUUAUUUACUUGGCGCAUACAGUACUUUCUUGUCCUUCCAGCCUGUGAACUAGCCCUCUCUUGCUGACCCCUUAUAUCUGCACAUGCAGAGCAUCUUGCAUGCAUCCUCCAGCAAAGAAAGGAUGAGAAGGUAAUUUCCUGUGGUGGUGAGCUUCUCAUUUGCCAUUCCAAAUGAUAUUGGUUUUUGGCUUCUAGUUACAAAGCAGAAUGGCAAAAAAUGCACUGAAACACUGCCUUACCCAAUCAUGACAAUCCAUUUGAAAAGUAUGUACACAGAUAUAUUUUACUUAAUCCAAGAGUUAUUAUUACCUAAAUAUUGCAAAUUCUAAGAGGUAUUUUUCCUCUCCAGAUAUAAGUUGAGGCCACAUAUGGCAAUUACCUGAAACAGCUUCUGACUGCCAGCAUGUAGAAGUCUUCCCAACGACCCUGCCUCCACCUGUUGCUGGACUGCUAGCUAUGACAUGAGGAAUUAUUAAGUGAUAGCAAUAUAAUGCAUGUUACACUUUCCACAUGAGACAGCCAUGAUACAAAAACUGUUUCAUUUAAUCUCAACGUUCUAUCACUGAGUCUUAAAAAGAGAGCUUUGGAAAGGGGAAUGUUAACAGGAGACAUCUAAGAAAGUUGUACUUCUUCAGCACCGUAAAUGCCUCUCGCAUUUUGCACAACUGCAUCUGGCUUCUUUUCUCAGAUCUCUUUUCUUUUGCUUAGUAUUGUAGUAGUAACAGGAGAGCCUACCUUUACAAGGAGCCAUGGAUAAGGGUGAGACAAUUUUCAGAAGGACUGGAGAAAGGGAGAACGGGGAGAGAGCUCCCCAUAUUUCAAUGAGAUCCUGAAAUCCUAGCAGAAUUCUUCGCUUUGGGACCAGUAAGCCAUAGCCACAUUCGUCAAGAGCAAUGGUUUAGUACGUUUGCCUUUGAAACA
Messenger RNA from Candoia aspera, 6759 nucleotides. RefSeq names its product slit guidance ligand 3 (gene SLIT3). Gene Ontology annotation, molecular function: Roundabout binding; calcium ion binding; heparin binding. Gene Ontology annotation, biological process: axon guidance. Bases 475 to 5040 code for a protein of 1521 amino acids. The record is from RefSeq and is a predicted model, not a curated record. NCBI's taxonomy places the organism in Eukaryota, Metazoa, Chordata, Lepidosauria, Squamata, Candoiidae. The transcript has 36 exons.